Molecule: messenger RNA, 1278 nt
Organism: Aureobasidium melanogenum CBS 110374
Lineage: Eukaryota; Fungi; Ascomycota; Dothideomycetes; Dothideales; Saccotheciaceae
Product: P-loop containing nucleoside triphosphate hydrolase protein
Exons: 6
Coding region: 1-1278 (425 amino acids)
Cellular component (GO): cytoplasm
Molecular function (GO): ATP hydrolysis activity; GTP binding
Source: RefSeq, a predicted model, not a curated record
AUGCCUCGCGAUCCGCUCAUCGCACUUGUUGGCAAGCCGUCGUCUGGCAAGAGUACCACCUUGAACAGCUUGACGGAUGCCACAUCCAAAGUAGGCAACUUCCCUUUUACUACCAUCGACCCCAACCGAGCUGUAGGAUAUCUUCAGAUCCCAUGCGCAUGCUCGCGACCAGGAGUCCCCAACGUUGGCGACAAGCCUCUUUCUGAAAGAUGUAAACCAAAUUAUGGCGUGUGUAAUAAUGGAACCCGCUCUGUACCCAUCGAGCUGCUCGACGUAGCUGGUCUGGUGCCUGGUGCGCAUGAGGGCAAGGGUCUCGGAAACCGCUUCCUGGACGAUUUGAGACAUGCCGAUGCUCUCAUUCACGUCGUCGAUGUCAGCGGAACAACCGAUGCAGAAGGCAAAGCUACAAGAGGUUAUGAUCCCAGUGUCGACAUUGAGUGGUUGCGCUCCGAGAUUGUUCGUUGGAUUCAAGGCAACCUCAUGGAAAAAUGGGGUUCCGUCAAGAGAAGACACAUCGCAAUCAAAGGAAAUGCAGUCGACACGCUACGAGGACAAUUCUCAGGUUACGGCGCCACAAAACAAGUCAUCGCUCGCACUCUCGACAAGCUACAAUUGAAAGAGCCGCUGGAAGAUUGGAGUGACGAGACAGUGGAAAAAGUGGUCAACGCCUUUGUGGAUGAAAAGUUCCCUACAGUCAUAGCACUGAACAAGGUCGACCACCCGGAUGCCGACAAGAACGUCGCAAAGAUCGCAAAACACAAUGAUCCCAACACACUUGUCCUCUGCUCUGCCAUUAGCGAGGUAUUCUUGCGUCGCUUGGCCAAACAAGGCUUUGUCAGAUACCAAGAAGGUAGCGAGUUCGUUGACACAAAAGAAGAUCUCAUCGAAGCUGGUGAGCCCGAUGGGGGUGGCUUGAAAGAGUUGGAUGAGAAAUUACAAAACCGUAUCGAAAACUUGCGCGAUCUGGUGCUCUAUCGAUUUGGCAGCACUGGUGUGAACCAAGUUCUCACGCGUGCAGCAGAGCUCCUAGGCCUCACUCCUGUCUUCCCCGUCAGGAACAUCGCGACAUUCUCAUCUGGCGACGGACGUGAGGGCGGCGUGUUCAGAGAUUGCGUCUUGAUCAAGAAAAACUCAACAGUUGGAGAUGUGUAUCGCAAGAUCAUGGGUGAUGCGCCUUUAGCUUAUGUGGAAACGGUAGGAGGACAAAGAGUCGCUGAGGAUGACCCUGUAUCUGUGGGCAAGAACGACAUCUUGUCAUUCAAGGUGGGAAGAGGUUGA